AUGGAAAGGACUUGGAGAGCUGAACAAGACAGACGUGAGAAAGACAUAGAGAGGAAGAUGGAGGAAUUGUUGGAAAAGUCCAACAGGUCCGCGAGAAAGGCCACAGGCCUGAGGUAUGACGACUUGUGCAUGCACCCAGAUUUGGACCUGCCAGAAGGGUUCAAAAUCCCAAAAUUUGAAAUGUUCAACGGGACAGGAAACCCCAAGGCACACCUCCGUUCAUACUGCGACCAGUUAGUCGGAGUAAAGAGGAAUGAACCCUUAAUCAUGCGACUAUUCAGUCGUAGCCUGACCGGUGAGGCAGCCGAAUGGUUCGCCACACAAGACAUGCGCCAAUGGCUCCGCUGGGAAGACCUGGCAGAAUCUUUCAUGGAAAGGUUUCGUUUCAAUAUCGAGACCGUACCAGACCGUUACUACCUCGAGAAGGUCAAGCAAAAGUCGACAGAAAACUAUAGAGAAUUCGCCAGCAGAUGGAGGGCCGAAGCGGCCCGUGUGCAGCCACCAAUGUGCGAGGGAGAACUCGUUUUCGUAUUCAUUAGGUCACAGGAGCCGGAUUUCUAUGAUAGGAUGUUGUCCAUGGCCGGGAGGUCGUUCUCCGAAUUAGUAAAAAUGGGAGAGGCCAUAGAAAAUGGUCUCAAAUCUGGAAAGAUCGUCAGUAUCUUCAACAAAGCGUCUGGGCAGGCCACUGCAGGAAUCUUCCGCAAAAAGAAAGAGGACGUGGCAAGUAUAUCCCACAUUUCAAACCAAAACCCAAAAGGACCACCAUCUUCUCACCAAGCUCCACCCCUUUUAAAUUACUCUGCCUCUCCGUACAACUCAAAAAAGUAUUGA
Messenger RNA from Lycium ferocissimum, 831 nucleotides. RefSeq lists its product as uncharacterized. The record is from RefSeq and is a predicted model, not a curated record. Bases 1 to 831 code for a protein of 276 amino acids. NCBI's taxonomy places the organism in Eukaryota, Viridiplantae, Streptophyta, Magnoliopsida, Solanales, Solanaceae. The transcript has a single exon.